Phytomonas sp. EM1 is the source of this 1056-nucleotide messenger RNA. The record is from the annotation of a GenBank genome assembly. NCBI's taxonomy places the organism in Eukaryota, Euglenozoa, Kinetoplastea, Trypanosomatida, Trypanosomatidae.
AUGUCUAGUGAACCCACGGUGCUGCACCGCUACCCGGGCGCCCUCGCCCUUCCUACGGCGGACCCUCAGGCCUUAGCGAUUGAAACCGCGCUGCGGUUUCUGCAGCUCCGCUACGUCGUGAAGGACGCGGCGAUGCGGGAGCUGCGUAUGGUGAUUCCUGCCGACCCCAUGACGGAUUCGACGUCGCCCGCCGUCUGCCGCGGCUUCCCCGCCUGCUUCCGCCACCUCGCCGCGCUCACCGACACCGACGUCGUGCAGAGCGAUCACAAACACGUCGUCGCCUGUGUUGAGUGGAUCGCGACGAAGUGCCUCUUCCCCGCCUUCACCUUCCUCAUACACUUCGAGCCGAACCUCUUCCAUUACGGGGUGCGAAAGGCCGUCGUGCCGAGGGUCGCGGGGAUUUGGGAGCGCCUCUGCGGCGCCUUUCAGCGAAACGUCCUGCGCUCGAACGUCUACUCCUACGCGUGCGGAACGGCAACGACGCCGCAUGGACCCCCGCUUUCCGCGGCGGGGAUUCGCCAGGUCAAGGAGGUGCUCGAGGAGGUUGAGAAGGCCUUCCGCGCGUUGGAGCUGCUCCACCUUUCCUACGCGCAGACGGACGAGACGUUCUUCUUCGGGACGCUUUCCCCGUGCAGCACGGACGCCUACGUCUACGCAGGGGUGUCGUGCUUUCUGCACGCGGACUUCGGUGGGCCCCACGGCUCCCCGCAUCUCGUCGCUUUUCAGACCACCGUCAAGGAGGAAUGCUCGCACCUCGUGCGGUACGUGGAGUGGAUGCGGCAGAUGUAUUAUGAGGGGUAUAGCGCGAAGUAUGGCCUUAAACAGCCGGAUGGGUUUGGAAUCGCGGAGAUGGAGGCCGCGGCGGCGGAGGACCUUUAUUCUAGGGGGCGCUCCAAAGUCCUAUUGAUGACCGGCAUGUUUGCCUUUGUCUAUUUUAUCUUUGCAAACUCCAAUCUAAUUGCGCUUUUCCUGGAGGGAAUACUGUCUGGCGACUCAGAUGACAUGACGGCCACCGAGUCUAGGGAUGAAAAGCUGAAGGAGGAAGACAUUUCUUAA